AUGUGGAACGUCCUACCAACAACAGUCUCUCCGACUCGACCAUCUACACCCUGUACCGACGGUGUGGAACGUUCUACCAACAACAGUCUCUCCGACUCGACCAUCUACGCCCUGUCCCGACGGUGUGGAACGUCCUACCAACAACAGUCUCUCCGACUCGACCAUCUACACCCUGUACCGACGGUGUGGAACGUCCUACCAACAACAGUCUCUCCGACUCGACCAUCUACACCCUACCCCGACGGUGUUGAACGUCCUACCAACAGUCUCUCCGACUCGACCAUCUACACCCUGUCCCGAAAGUGUGGAACGUCCUACCAACAACAGUCUCUCCGACUCGACCAUCUACACCCUGUCCCGACGGUGUGGAACGUCCUACCAACAACAGUCUCUCCGACUCGAACAUCUACACCCUGUACCGACGGUGUGGAACGUCCUACCAACAACAGUCUCUCCGACUCGACCAUCUACACCCUGUCCCGACGGUGUGGAACGUUCUACCAACAACAGUCUCUCCGACUCGACCAUCUACGCCCUACCCCGACGGUGUGGAACGUCCUACCAACAAGAGUCUCUCUGACCCCACCAUCUACACCCUACACCGACGGUGUGGAACGUCCUAUCAACAACAGUCUCUCCGACUCGACCAUCUACACCCUGUACCGACGGUGUGGAACGUCCUACCAACAACAGUCUCUCCGACUCGACCAUCUACACCCUGUCCCGACGGUGUGGAAUGUCCUAUCAACAACUGUCUCUCCGACUCGACCAUCUACGCCCUGUACCGACGGUGUGGAACGUCCUACCAACAACAGUCUCUCUGACUUGACCAUCUUCACCCUACACCGACGGUGUGGAACGUCCUACCAACAACAGUCUCUCCGACUCGACCAUCUACACCCUACACCGACGGUGUGGAACGUCCUACCAACAACAGUCUCUCUGACUCGACCAUCUACACCCUGUACCGACGGUGUGGAACGUCCUACCAACAACUGUCUCUCCGACUCGACCAUCUACGCCCUGUACCGACGGUGUGGAACGUCCUACCAACAACUGUCUCUCCGACUCGACCAUCUACGCCCUGUCCCGACAGUGUGGAACGUCCUACCAACAACAGUCUCUCUGACUCGACCAUCUACACCUACCCCGACGGUGUGGAACGUCCUACCAACAACAGUCUCGCUGACUCGACCAUCUACACCCUGUACCGACAGUGUGGAACGUCCUACCAACAACUGUCUCUCCGACUCGACCAUCUACGCCCUGUACCGACGUGUGGAACGUCCUACCAACAACAGUCUCUCUGACUCGACCAUCUACACCUACCCCGACAGUGUGGAACGUCCUACCAACAACAGUCUCUCUGACUCGACCAUCUACACCUACCCCGACGGUGUGGAACGUCCUACCAACAACAGUCUCGCUGACUCGACCAUCUACACCCUGUACCGACGGUGUGGAACGUCCUACCAACAACUGUCUCUCCGACUCGACCAUCUACGCCCUGUACCGACGGUGUGGAACGUCCUACCAACAACAGUCUCUCUGACUCGACCAUCUUCACCCUACACCGACGGUGUGGAACGUCCUACCAACAACAGUCUCUCCGACACGGCCAUCUACACCCUACCCAGACGGUGUGGAACGUCCUACCAACAACAGUCUCUCCGACUCGACCAUCUACACCCUGUCCCGACGGUGUGGAACGUCCUACCAACAACAGUCUCUCCGACUCGACCAUCUACACCCUGUACCGACGGUGUGGAACGUCCUACCAACAACAGUCUCUCUUACUCGACCAUCUACACCCUACCCCGACGGUGUGGAACGUCCUACCAACAACAGUCUUUCCGACUCGACCAUCUACACCCUGUCCCGACAGUGUGGAACGUCCUACCAACAACAGUCUCUCUUACUCGACCAUCUACACCCUACACCGACGGUGUGGAACGUCCUACCAACAACAGUCUCUCCGACUCGACCAUCUACACCCUACCCCGACGGUGUGGAACGUCCUACCAACAACAGUCUCUUACUCGACCAUCUACACCCUACACCGACGGUGUGGAACGUCCUACCAACAACAGUCUCUCCGACUCGACCAUCUACACCCUGUCCCGACGGUGUGGAACGUCCUACCAACAGUCUCUCCGACUCGACCAUCUACACCCUGUACCGACGAGAUCGAAAGAAAAAAAGAACGAAACAGCGGCAGCAGACGACAGCAGAUGGGAGAAGACAGAAGAGAACGUGAAGAAUUAA
This is a messenger RNA of Haliotis rufescens (red abalone), 2265 nucleotides long. Its product is annotated as zonadhesin-like. NCBI's taxonomy places the organism in Eukaryota, Metazoa, Mollusca, Gastropoda, Lepetellida, Haliotidae. The record is from RefSeq and is a predicted model, not a curated record. The transcript has 3 exons. Bases 1 to 2265 code for a protein of 754 amino acids.